AUGGAACCGAGGAAUGACACACAAAUUUCAGAAUUCCUUCUUCUGGGAUUUUCAGAGGACCCAAAUCUGUUGCCCCUCAUCUUUGGGCUUUUCCUGUCCAUGUACCUGGUCACUGUGCUGGGGAACCUGUUCAUUAUCCUGGCCACCAUCUCAGACUCCCACCUGCACAUGCCCAUGUACUUCUUCCUCUCCAACCUGUCCUUUGUGGACAUCUGCUUCACCUCCACCACCAUCCCCAAGAUGCUGAUGAACAUCCAGAUACAGAGCAAGGCCAUUACCUACAUGGGUUGCAUCACCCAAAUGUAUUUUUUCCUACUCUUUGCAGGGUUGGACAUCAUUCUGCUGACCAUAAUGGCCUAUGACCGGUAUGUGGCCAUCUGUCACCCCCUGCACUACACAGUCAUCAUGAACCCCAGGUUCUGCGUGCUGAUGGUUCUGGUAUCCUGUAUCAUUAGUGGCCUGCAUUCCUUGUUACACAGCUUGAUGAUGCUGCAGCUGACCUUCUGCACAGACCUGGACAUCUCUCACUUUUUCUGUGAACUUAACCAGGUGGUCAACCAUGCUUGCUCUGACACUUUUCUUAAUGACAUGGUGAUGUAUUUUUCAGCUGUGCUGCUGGCUGUUGGUCCCCUUACUGGCAUCCUUUACUCCUAUUCCAAGAUCGUCUCCUCCAUCCGUGAAAUCUCAUCAGCUCAGGGCAAGUACAAAGCCUUCUCCACCUGUGCAUCUCACCUCUCUGUGGUCUCCUUAUUUUACUGCACAAGCCUAGAUGUGUACCUCAGUUCUUCUGUGACACAAAACUCACACUCAAGUACUAUAGCUUCAGUGAUGUACAGUGUGGUCACCCCCAUGCUGAACCCCUACAUCUACAGCCUGAGGAAUAAGGACAUCAAGAGCGCUCUAAAAAUCAUCUUUUGGAGGGAAACUAUAAAAGGGUCAUUGAAUCAAUUCCCAUGA
This is a messenger RNA of Marmota flaviventris (yellow-bellied marmot), 957 nucleotides long. RefSeq names its product olfactory receptor 7A17-like. Gene Ontology annotation, molecular function: G protein-coupled receptor activity; olfactory receptor activity. Gene Ontology annotation, cellular component: membrane. Gene Ontology annotation, biological process: G protein-coupled receptor signaling pathway. The record is from RefSeq and is a predicted model, not a curated record. NCBI's taxonomy places the organism in Eukaryota, Metazoa, Chordata, Mammalia, Rodentia, Sciuridae.